AUGCCAAAACCUACACUUGAACAAUGGCUUGGAAUAGCUGCAGGGGCGUCAUUUGGGGGAUUCAGACUAUACUUUGGCAGCCCUAUUUUUUUUAAAUGUUUGGUUGGCCCGUAUAAAAUAUUUGUACAACAAUUAGAAACUCGCUUUUCUGAGAAAAACCAAGAAUUAUUUAAGAUAUUUCAGAUUUUCGACUAUACAAGCUUAUAUUAUUUCAAUCCAAAGUGUCCAUCUUUAGAGUUCUUCAUAGAUCAUUAUAAAUAUUUUGAAAUUAAUAAAAUAAAAGUCAAAUCAGAAUUUUCAUCUGCUAAAGCUUUGCUUGAACAUAAACAUAUUUUAAGACCGGACUUUGAAAUGAUUGUAGAUGUUCUCAUUGAACUUCCUAGUUCAUUUUCAGAAACUUUAAAACUAAUGCAUAUCAUUAAAACUCUUCCAAUAUCUACAGCAUCUAAUGAACGCUUUUUUUCUUCUAUGAAAAAUGUAAAAUCUUAUAUACGUACUUCUAUGGGUGACGAGCGACUCAGUGAUCUCAUGAUAAUAAACGUUGAAAAGGACGAGGCCAAUAAAAUAGAUUUAAAUAAAGCUGUGGAUGAUUUUGGGGAAAUGAAGAAUAGGAGAUAUCCACUUUUUUAA
This is a messenger RNA of Macrosiphum euphorbiae (potato aphid), 630 nucleotides long. The record is from the annotation of a GenBank genome assembly. Lineage: Eukaryota; Metazoa; Arthropoda; Insecta; Hemiptera; Aphididae.